Cheilinus undulatus (humphead wrasse) is the source of this 1221-nucleotide messenger RNA. It is a transcript of the gene pax4, whose product is annotated as paired box 4. Gene Ontology annotation, molecular function: RNA polymerase II cis-regulatory region sequence-specific DNA binding; DNA-binding transcription factor activity, RNA polymerase II-specific. Gene Ontology annotation, biological process: anatomical structure development; regulation of transcription by RNA polymerase II. The transcript has 10 exons. NCBI's taxonomy places the organism in Eukaryota, Metazoa, Chordata, Actinopteri, Labriformes, Labridae. The record is from RefSeq and is a predicted model, not a curated record. Bases 1 to 1221 code for a protein of 406 amino acids.
AUGUGCGGAGCAAACGUUGAUCUGCCAAGCAAAGGUAGUGGAACUGUAAACCAGCUCGGAGGGAUGUUUCUGAAUGGCAGACCUCUCCCGGAAUCCAAAAGGAGGAAAAUGAUUGAACUGGCAUCAGAGGGAGUCCGUCCAAGUCAGAUCUCCAGGAUUCUCCGGGUGUCCAACGGCUGCGUCAGUAAGAUCCUGAGCCGGUACAGACGUACAGGGAUCCUGGAACCAAAGACCAUCGGAGGGAGCAGACCUCGGCUUCUCACCCCUGGUGUCAUCUCCACCAUCAUCCAGUGCAAAAGAGAAAACCCGACCAUUUUUGCCUGGGAGAUUCAGAAACGCCUGGCAACAGCAAGGAUAUGCAAGGCCUCUAAAGUCCCCAGUGUGUCAUCCAUAAAUCGGAUCUUGAGAAAGAUUCACUUGGACCAUGGACCCAUGUGCAUGGAGAUCAAUGCGCACAGCAGGACUAAGCAAGGGUUCAAUUCCUUCAUCGGGGAGGAAUUGAAUGUAAUCGAUGUGUUUGAGACAGUUUGCAGCAAUGACCACAAACCUAAAGGCAUCCAGUACAGAAACCGCACCACCUUCACCCCUGAGCAGAGCACUGCCCUCGAGCAAGAGUUCUCUCACAGCCAGUAUGCAGAUCUGUACACGAGAGAGAAACUGUCAUCUGAGAUCAAACUGCCUGAGGACACCAUCAAGGUCUGGUUUUCAAACAGGCGGGCUAAAUGGAGGAGGGAGGCCAAACACAGAAGCAGCAUGCAGAGCCUUCAAAAACUAAGAGAGUUUGUUCCAGUGACUCCAUCCAUGCCACACAGCUCCACAUCUCAGCAGGCAACGGGAGUGUCAAGAGUUCACAGUGAAAACUUAGCUGCCUCCUCUACAUCCAACACAGCUGCCAGAAAGAUGCAAAAUGACUACUGUAUCACUUCACACACAGGUAUAGGACAUUCUGGCCAUCUGAUCUCAGUCCCAUCUCCGUUCUUCCAUCAGUCUGAUAACACAUUGGCACACACAGUACCAGAGAAGACGUCAGUGCACCUCCACAGAGACAGAUUCACUUUCCCAUUGGUUCACCAUCACCCAGAUACAAGAGCUUCUCUCCCUUUACAUACCAACCCAGUAAGAAGAGAGCAUCCUGUGGCACAGUGCUGGAAUCAGCAGGGAGUUUCUUUCUCAUGGAGCCAGUUUUGCCAGCAGCCCUGGACUCUGAAUCCACACGUGUGA